Messenger RNA from Trichoplax adhaerens, 642 nucleotides. RefSeq lists its product as uncharacterized. The transcript is spliced from 7 exons. NCBI's taxonomy places the organism in Eukaryota, Metazoa, Placozoa, Uniplacotomia, Trichoplacea, Trichoplacidae. The coding region runs from base 1 to 642 and encodes 213 amino acids. The record is from RefSeq and is a predicted model, not a curated record.
AUGCCUACGGGAAAUGUCAACGUAAACCUGAUCGGAGGAUUCGCUAGUUAUGGCCAUACAUCGUCAACAUCCACCGCUGACGAUGCUGACAUCGAUGAAGAGCUUAUUAAGAGAAUGGAAUAUCUGCUCCUUCUACAAUCAAUCCCUUCUAUCGACUGUGUACUAUUUGUAGACCGUGUCUUGAUGUUGCUCUCAUCUGCUAUCCUAUUUUAUGACAUAGAAAUGGCUAACAUCCAUUUCGUCCUUUUCGAAGUCGAUAAUCGCGAAAGUCGUGUCAAGAAAUUAACUAAAAAAGUAAUGAAACCAUCACAUGGAUUACAGCAAAUCGAGGAUCAUAAGAUUAUGACGAAGAAAUUAGAUAAUGAUAAAAGUAAAGAGAAAACGAGAAUAUUGCCUAAAAGCAGUUCAAAUAGACCACCAAAAUAUAGUAAAAUUGACGGAAAACAACUUCUAAAUCAUGAAGCUAACGACAAUAGUGCCAUGCUGCAACCUGUAGAAAUCUUUGAAAUCAAGCAGCAAUUAAUGAAAGAUGGUUUUCGACUGGAUGAAGCAACGGAUGAUGAAGAAUUUGAUCUUUUUCCAACUAGAGUAGUAACACAAGAGGGUUCUAAAUGUUCUUGUUGUACAUGUAUAAUAUUGUAA